Dipodomys ordii (Ord's kangaroo rat) is the source of this 651-nucleotide messenger RNA. Its product is annotated as extensin-like. The coding region runs from base 1 to 651 and encodes 216 amino acids. The record is from RefSeq and is a predicted model, not a curated record. The transcript has a single exon. NCBI's taxonomy places the organism in Eukaryota, Metazoa, Chordata, Mammalia, Rodentia, Heteromyidae.
AUGAGGCCCACGCACCCCGGCCUCCAACACGAGGCCCACGCACCCAGGCCUCCAACACGAGGCCCACGCACCCGGCCUCCAACACGAGGCCCACGCACCCCGGCCUUGCCUCCAACACGAGGCCCACGCACCCAGGCCUCCAACACGAGGCCCACGCACCCCGGCCUCCAACACGAGGCCCACGCACCCGGCCUCCAACACGAGGCCCCACGCACCCCGGCCUCGCCUCCAACACGAGGCCCACAUACCCCGGCCUCCAACACGAGGCCCACGCACCCCGGCCUCCAACACGAGGCCCCACGCACCCCGGCCUUGCCUCCAACACGAGGCCCACAUACCCCGGCCUCCAACACGAGGCCCCACGCACCCCGGCCUCCAACACGAAGCCCACGCACCCCGGCCUCCAACAUGAGGCCCCACGCACCCCGGCCUCCAACACGAGGCCCACGCACCCCGGCCUCCAACACGAGGCCCCACGCACCCCGGCCUCCAACACGAGGCCCACGCACCCCGGCCUCCAACAUGAGGCCCCACGCACCCCGGCCUCCAACACGAAGCCCACGCACCCCGGCCUCCAACAUGAGGCCCCACGCACCCCGGCCUCGCCUCCAACACGAGGCCCCACGCACCCUGGCCUCGCCUCCAACAUGA